Molecule: messenger RNA, 5977 nt
Organism: Myiozetetes cayanensis
Lineage: Eukaryota; Metazoa; Chordata; Aves; Passeriformes; Tyrannidae
Gene: TSC22D1
Product: TSC22 domain family member 1
Exons: 3
Coding region: 28-2931 (967 amino acids)
Biological process (GO): regulation of transcription by RNA polymerase II
Source: RefSeq, a predicted model, not a curated record
UCAGCCGCAGACAUUAGUGCUAGGAAGAUGGCGCACCCGGCGAUGUUUCCUAGAAGGGGCAGCAGCAGUAGCAGCGGCAGCAGCUGCGUUACUGCUCCCACUGCACCAGGUACCGGCGUUGGGAGCGCUGCCCUCUCUGCCGAGGAUUAUCAGCCGCCUUUGCUGGUCCAGCCACCGCCUCCAUCUCCUGCAGCAGCUUCAUCAGCGGGUCCACAGCCGAUACCCCCUCCUCCACAAAGCCUGAACCUCCUCUCGCAGUCUCAGCUCCAACCACAGCCUCUUGCACAGACUGGAGCUCAGAUGAAAAAGAAAAGUGGCUUCCAAAUUACCAGUGUGACCCCUGCUCAAAUAUCAGCUAGUAUGAGCUCUAAUAACAGCAUAGCCGAGGAUACAGAAAGCUACGAUGACCUGGAUGAGUCUCACACUGAAGACCUGUCAUCUUCAGAGAUCUUGGAUGUGUCUUUAUCCAGGGCCACUGACUUGGGAGAGCCUGAGAGGAGCUCCUCUGAAGAGACUCUAAAUAACUUCCAAGAGGCAGAGACUCCUGGGGCUGUUUCUCCAAAUCAGCCUCAUCUUCCUCAGCAGCAUGCUCCUCUUCCUCAUCACCCACAGCAGAGUGUUGUGAUCAAUGGAAGUGUUCAUCCCCAUCACGUUCAUCAUCACCACCAUCUUCACCACCACCAUCAUGGACACCAUCAUCCAUCGCAUCCUGGCGUAGGUAGUGCCCCUAUUUCUGGAGGACCACCGCCCAGUCCAUCUUUUAGAAAACUAUCAACAACUGGAAGCUCUGACAAUGUUAUAUCAACUGCACCAGUUUCUGCUGCAUCAUCCACUGGUUCCCCGGCACCUGCCGUGUCUAAUAUACGCACUACAAGUACUCCUGGCAAUUUAGGUGUAAGUCCUGCUACUGGAACUAGUACCUUAAAUAAUAUGGGUGGUGGUAGUUCUAGUGUGGCAAGCAAUGUGCUUGGUACUAUAAAUUUAAGCAACAUCACGAGUACUGGUAAUGUAAAUGCUUUGUCUGGAACUAGCAGCAGUGCUAAUGUGAAUAUCUUGAGUGGUGUUGGCAAUGGUACGAGUGCUUCCUCUAGUGUCAUUAACAAUGUUACUAAUCCAACUGCAGGAAUGGCAGCGGGAUCAAGCCCGCAGCCGGCUGCAUCUGGCACGUCAAGGUUUAGGGUUGUAAAAUUAGAUUCUAGUUCUGAACCUUUCAAGAAAGGUAGAUGGACAUGCACUGAAUUCUAUGAUAAAGAAAACACUGUUGCAGUUUCAGAAGGAGUAGCAGUAAACAAAGCAGUAGAGACGAUAAAACAAAACCCGCUUGAAGUGACUUCUGAAAGGGAGAGCACCAGUGGGAGUUCUGUUAGCAGCAAUGUAAGCACACUGAGUCACUAUACAGAAAGUGUGGGAAGUGGAGAAAUGGGAGCACCUACUGUGGUACAGCAGCAAGCGUUUCAAGGUAUGGGUCCACAGCAGAUGGAUUUUAGCAGUGCUGCUCCUCCAGCAAUUCCAGCAUCUAGUAUACCACAGAGUGUUUCUCAAUCACAGCUUGCACAAGUCCAGCUGCAUUCUCAAGAAGUAAACUAUCCACAGCAGAAGCCAGGGGUCCAACCCCCUGCACAGGCCAGUCUAACCACUGUUACUGGGGUUCAGCCAGCCCCGGUUAAUAUACUAGGUGUAUCCCCAUCCCUGGGCCACCAGCAACCUGCCAUUCAGAGUAUGGCUCAACAGCAGCUGCCGUACUCCCAGCCGGCGCAGCCUGUGCAGACUUUGCCAGUGGUGCAGCAGCAGCAGUUGCAGUAUGGACAACAGCAACAACAGCAGCAGCAACAGCCGGUUCCUACGCAGAUGGCCGGAGGUCACGUUAAGCCGGUGAACCAAAACUCUGUCACGGGGGCUAUGCCGGACUACAUUCAACAUCAGCAGAUCCUUCAGACUCCAGCCCCUGCCAUGCAGCCAAGUUCUACGGGAGUAGGAGCUGGGCAGCCGGUUCCUGUUGCCCAGGCACAGGGCAUGCAGCCUUCAGUGCAAGCACAUCCAGCUGCUGCCCCAGCUCAGCCUGUUGCUCAUGCUCCAGCAGCAAUACCAGGUGUAGCUGCCAGUGGUCAAAUGCUGAAUGUUGGGCAGCAGGGAAGCGUAGCUGCUGUGGUGCAACCACCCUCUGCUGCAAACCAAAUUCCACCUCCAGUUAUGCCGUCAACGGCUGCUCCUCCAUCUUCCCAAGUAGUGCAGCCUGUGCAGACAGGAAUAAUGCAGCAGGGAUUACAGGCUAGCGCUUCAGGCCUUCCUCAGCAAAUGGUCAUUGCUCAGCAAAACACCUUGUUACCUGUACAGCCGCAGGCACAAGGAGUGGAAUCUGUAGUCCAAGGGAUGGCUGGCCAGCAGCUGUCUGCGGUUAGCCCUAUACCCUCAGCUAGUACUGUUCCUGCAGCAAGUCAAGCUGGUUCAGCUGUGCCUCCUGGCAUACCUUCUGCUUCUGUAGGUUUGGGACAGCCACAGAAUAUAGCACAGGCUUCGGCUGUGCAGAAUGGCAAUUUGGCUCAAAGUGUUAGUCAGCCUCCCUUGAUAUCAACAAGUAUAGGUAUGCCAGUGGCACAAAGUGUGCCACAGCAGAUGCCACUAAGCUCUACCCAGUUCCCCGCACAAUCACUAGCUCAGUCCAUUGUAAGCCAAAUUGAAGACGGCAGACGCCCUACAGAACCUUCGUUGGUGGGUUUACCUCAAGCUGCCAGUGUCGAGAGUGGUGUUGGAGCAUCAGCUGUUUCAGAUGGCGGUAGCAGCAACAUGCCAUCGUCUGCAUCCCUCUUUCCACUGAAGGUGCUGCCGUUGACGACGCCUCUCGUAGAUGGUGAGGAUGAGAGUUCAACUGGAUGGUGGCGCAUAGAUCCUGCGGUGGGUUUGCAGAGCCUGCACCUAUUUCUAGAGCCAUAAAUUCUUCCUGCUCCAGCUAAAAGGAUCCCAUCAGAGCCUGCUCUUGACGUAAAUCAGCAAACUCGACAGUACUGUGACUGAGAAGAGCUGUUGGAUAUUCAACUGCUUAAGCUUGUUUAACAUCUCAACUCGGUAGCAUGAACGGCUUCCGGUGAUUGAUGUGAGGCAACAAAAAAAACUUUCCCCAAAAUUUCUGUAGGAGGGAUUCAGGUACUUUCUAUGCUCUUUUCUAGACAUCUUUUUUUUGUUCUUUUAAAUCUUCAGAAGAGCAAAGGAGUAUUUAUUAACAUUUCUUAUCUCAAAACACAGGAAGAUUUUGUUCAGCCUGAAAUACAUACAUAUAUGUAAGAAUCUAUCAGGCUGCUGGUUUUGAUAGCUAGAUCACAAAGGUUAGCAGUCUCAUUUAUUCUUUACACUUCAAGAUAAGUCUGUUCAAGGGAAGAGGUACAUAUAAAAGCAUAAAAAUUAAAGUGUUCUCCUUUUCUUGGAGAGAUACCAUGACCUUGAUGUAAGAAGAGGAAUUUAAAAGCACGUCAUUCCUAACAGCAUGUUUCAGAUUGAUCUUCCAUAAACUGUUAAUCUGUUUCUGUAAGGAAAACACCAAUGGAUGAAGUCCUCAUAAUGCCUUUUUUUUUUUCCUUAAAUUUCGCAUUGGAUCUUUGUCUCUUCUGCUUAUGAGGAGACAUGACUCAAGACCAAGUACUCAUCUCUUCUACACUUCUGAUCUCAUAUGGUUUAGUAUAUUGAAGGCCACGUGGGGUCUUUUUCCAGUGAAUAGCAUCUUCCACUGUGAAGGAGGUUUCCUCACAGAGGCCCUAGGCAGAUUCCUGUUUGAAGGAAACCAUGCUGCUUCAGCUGAAUUGAUUUGCUCUGAUACCUUCUGUUGCUUUGAACUGGAAAGGAGUAUUGACUUCAGAAGUGUUAGUAGGCUUCAAUGCAUCACCAGAAAUUGAGCUGUUAGUGCUGUGUAUGGCAUUGUAAUUAUGAAUUAUAAGUAAUUAGUAUUAGCAACUUGCAAUACCUUGAAUCUCAGAGACUUUUCAAGUUAUCUGGUUAAAAAGAAUAUUCUAUUCACAAAAGAGAGUCUUUUAGAAGAAAUGUGCUUUUACUGCUAUUGUCCUUCCAUGACAUUUUUCUUAGCCAGCGAGUACAGAGCAGUAGAAACUUGGAUUCAAGAUGUUCUGUUUAUUGUAUUUUCUCUUUAGUUUUUAUCUUGUGUCCUCUCCUUUGCUUGAAGAAGGGAGUACAAACAUCAACCUGGAGACAUCUCUUGGCCAAGUACAUUUUUGUGUGUGUUCAUCAGUUAUUCUUCCCAAACAGGAAGAGUUCCUUUCACAAAAACAUGCAUAUGGGAUGAAAAGACAACCUGACUCUCUAAUCUUUGAAAGCUGGUCUGAAAUAAUCAAAAAGGCAAUGACUUGUCAAAUUGAAAGUUAUAGGAACACAUCUUGGUCUCAUGUUGUUGAGAAGUCAUGAAAUUCCACUAAAAAACAACUAAUUAUUUAUGUGAAACACUCUAUUUGGACUAAAAACUCGUACCUUAGAUUGAGAUACCGUCACCAUAUUCAUUGUCCUCAGAGGAAUCAAGAAGCAGAGUAUCCUUCUGCAUGCACAAGCAGUUUCUCUAGAAGCAGUUUGCUGAUGAUUCUGUUUUAAUUACUGUAGCGUAUCAAGGUCUGUCCUUGAUGGCUUUAUGUGUCACUUUAAAAGAAAAAAUAAAUACUGUAUGCUACUCAAACUGCAAAAAUUGCUGUGGUUUUAAUGACAAAACCUAGCAUUUCUUUCCCCAUCUUCUUGUAUUAUUUUAGCACGAUGAAAGAAAGCUUCUCUGAACAGGGGAAAGCUUGUAAUUGAAGAACAUGUGAGAUACCUAACCAAAUGAAGCUAUUUUGUUUAGGUGUGUGCUCUAAAAGAGAGGAUGAAGAAACACCACCAAUUGCCCUAAAAUGAAUUAAGUGAAAUUGCAUCAAACAUGAUGAGUAAUGUACCUUCUUGGUUAACUGUUGGAUCAUACUCUACCUGGUGUCUUAGGAGCAAGGAAGAGCACUCUAGGUAAAAUGAUGAAGCCUCAUCUGAGGGCACACAGCUCAGUGGCUGCCCUACAUGCAAAUGCCAUACACUGUGCUGUUGUGCAGAGGGUACUGUGAUGGAUAACAACCCGUAAAUGCACACGUGAGCAGCUGUGCAUGUAACUGUUUUAAGUCCAGUGACUUCUGGUUCUAUUUUGUUGCAUAUUGGCUCCAUGAUACUGAUAAUGUUUCACAGGAGUCUUAGCAGCUUUCAGUAUUUGUGAAGAAAAUUUCAGCUCUGUUAUGCAUUAUAUUUUUGUUGUUCAAGUAAUGACAUUAAAGUCCUGGGACAUCUAGGUUUUCAGGGAAAAAGAGGAAUAUUUUAGAAAUCCAGAAACCUGAUGCGGGAACUUGGGUAGGUUCUUAGCUUCCACAACAGUCAUUAUGUGCCUGGUUAAAUUUGAGUUUGUCACAACAGCAUUAAACUGCUGCCAGUGUUUGAUCAAUCUGAUUUUACAAAUAAAGUAGAAGACUUGAGAUGAGAGUAAGGCCUUUACAGAGGAGUUGGGAGUGGUAUUAGGAAGUCAUUGGUGAGGGAAACAUUUCAGGUAAGUAUGAUGAUUUUUUCUUGAAGAGAUUAUGGGGAGACGUUCACUGCAUUGCAAUAGAUGCCAAUUUAAUUCACUUGAGAGCAAGUGAACAGAGGAGAGAUUUGGAUUUUUUUCCAAGAACUGAGCACUUAAAUUUUUUUCACCCCCACCUACAUCUACUUGCAACAAACUGAGAGAACUUUCUGGACAAAACAUCUUAUGAUUGAUCUCAUCUACUGGUAGAUGUCUUAAAAGUCUUGAAAGUUCACAGCUCAACACUAUGGGUUUGGGGUUUUUUUGGCAUCAGAGCAUGAAAACACUGCAUGUCUAGUACCCAUCUCUUGUCAUCCUCCCCUAUUGCAGUGACUGUGUAUGUCUCUUUGUGGCAGAAAAUGAGGAAAUGCAGGUCAUUAUCCAAGAAGUUACCAACUAGCACUUUUCCUUCCC